Melopsittacus undulatus (budgerigar) is the source of this 3222-nucleotide messenger RNA. It is a transcript of the gene SLC39A3, whose product is annotated as solute carrier family 39 member 3. Gene Ontology annotation, biological process: zinc ion transmembrane transport. The coding region runs from base 280 to 1221 and encodes 313 amino acids. The transcript has 4 exons. Gene Ontology annotation, cellular component: plasma membrane. NCBI's taxonomy places the organism in Eukaryota, Metazoa, Chordata, Aves, Psittaciformes, Psittaculidae. Gene Ontology annotation, molecular function: zinc ion transmembrane transporter activity. The record is from RefSeq and is a predicted model, not a curated record.
GGGCGGGGCUCCGUGAGGGGGCGCUCGGACGGUGCGGGAGCCGAAGGCUUUCAGGCUGGUGAAGCAGUCCAGACGCUGGCAGUGCUGGAUCCUGAACACUGGGCUGGUGGCAAGAGCAGGCAAGGAGAAACACGAGAGACUGAGUCCAGGAGCACGUUCCCCCUGAGAUCUGUCUGUGCCAUUGCCUGCUGAUGUGCCUGCUCUAAGGGGAGCUGGAGGGACCCCCACUAACCACUGUCCACAGGGCCAUUGACCAGGGAGUGCUCACCAGGAAGCACAAUGAAGAUCGUGGUGGCCAAAGUGCUGUGUCUCCUGGGCAUCUGUGUCCUCAUGCUGGUGGGGUCCCUCCUUCCUGUCAAGAUAAUCGAGGCUGAUUACGAGAAAGCUCAUCGCUCCAAGAAGGUUCUUGCCCUCUGCAAUUCUUUUGGAGGAGGAGUUUUCCUGGCCACGUGCUUCAAUGCUUUGCUGCCUGCUGUGAGAGAAAAGCUCAAUGAAGUUCUUCGGCAGGGGAACGUGACCACUGACUACCCGGUGGCUGAGACCAUCAUGAUGGUUGGCUUCUUUGUGACGGUCUUUGUGGAGCAGCUCAUCUUGACUUUCCAGAAGGAAAAACCUUCCUUCAUUGAUUUGGAGACCUUCAAUGCUGGUUCGGAUGUCGGGAGUGACUCUGAAUACGAGAGUCCCUUCAUCGCAUCUUCCCGCGGGCGCCCCUUGUACAGUGAGCACAGUCACCACUCGCAUGGCCUGAACAUCAGGGAGCUGUCCCGUUCCAGCCCCAUACGGCUCAUUGGGCUGGGGUUUGCUUUGUGUACACACUCCAUCUUCGAGGGACUGGCCCUGGGCUUGCAAGAGGAGGGUGGCAAACUCAUGAGCUUGUUCCUAGGAGUUGCCAUUCAUGAGACGCUGGUGGCAGUGGCAUUGGGCAUCAGCAUGGCUAAGAGCUCGUUGCCACUGAAGGAUGCUGUGAAGAUGUCUGUGACAGUGAGCCUGAUGAUUCCUCUGGGCAUUAGCAUUGGGAUGGGGAUUGAGAGCACCCAAAAUGCAGCCAGCAGCAUUACUUCCCUGCUCCUGCAAGGCAUCGCAGGGGGCACUUUCUUGUUCAUCACCUUCUUUGAGAUCCUUGCAAAGGAGCUGGAAGAGAAGAACAACCGCCUCUUGAAGGUUCUGUUCCUGGUGCUGGGCUAUGCAGCUCUGGCUGGGCUGGUCUUCUUCAAGUGGUGAACACAGGAGCAAUGGGAAGCAAACCUCACCUCCUUCCCUUGCAAAAAGCACCAGAGAUGAGCUUCUCUUCAGCCAAGGGGGAUGUUGAAGCAAAAUGGCUCAGUGAAACAUCACAGUCCAGGUGGUAUUUCCAUAUUGACUUAAAGAAGGAGAAUUUCUUCCUGUGUGCUCAGAGGGAGAUAAAGAUGAGGAGUGUCCCAAUGUAGGUGCCACAGGUAUUGUCCCUCCUCUCCGAAUCUGCAGGCACAGCAGCUUGUGGAGAGAUUAGUUGAGCCAAACAUUAAGAAUCUGAUUCUAAGGCUGCCUUCAAGGAGCCCAUCAAGCAUAUGUGGUUUCCUGUUAAUCUGCACUGCCAGCCACCUCCCUCCUUUCCCUCACACACAUUACACAAUCUGGGGCUGAGACACUGCUCCCUUCACUCCUGGGCUCUGAGAAGGUGAGAAACAAUAACAGCAAUACAGUCAAAAGCAAGUGUGAUCAUGGAUUGCACAGCUGCACUAAGCUGCUUUUGUUAGCUUAGUUUUGAGCAAUGCCUGGUUGUGAGAGCUGCCAAAAAUCAUCCCUUCUGGGCCCGUGGUGUGCCUGGUGCACAGCUCCCCCCAACAGAGCUUCCAUCCUAAUCCAUGGUGACUCAGGAGCUUUUGUUUCGGACUUGUUAACGGACAAAACGAGGCCAGGUCCCUGUCCCGUGUUUCAUUGUCCACCUCUCACCCAUAUGUUGAGCAUUCCAUAAGGAAAACCUCCAGCAGAGUGCUAAUGUACCAUUUGGCAAUCUCAUGUCCCUGUCCGAGGGCCUUGCUACAGCAUUCCCAGAGCCUGGGAUCCACCAGGAAUGAGCAAUUCCCAGCAAUAAUAUUUGAAGGGCAGGUGCCUGUGCUGAAGUGGGUUUAGCAGCUGCCCUCAGGUGUGGCUUUGUGCUCCCUGCUCUCCCUGCUGCCAGGCUCCCGUGGCUGUGCUGCAUUACAGAGGCUUUGCAGGGCAGCUUGCUGGAGUCCUCAGAAGCAAUCUUCCCUUGGGCUUUAGGAGGUUGUGGAAGGGCUGAUGAGAGGCACUGCGCAGGAGCAGCAUUCCCAUGGCUCCAGAGCACGGCUUCAGGGAAGCUCAGUGCACUGCACAUCCUGUUGUGAUCAUUGGAUUUACCCUCCUGGCUGAAGAGCUCAGAUCAGAGCCUGGAGCUGGGAACUUGGCCUCCCUGCUGCCUCCUGCUGCUGUGACAUGAGUGAGCCUUUGCUUGUGCAGCAGCUUCCUCAGGCAGAGCAAAGCUGGUUGGAAGUGCUGAUGGGAUUAUAACGGGCUUAGCUGUGGUGCAGUCCCUGUUAGUGUGAUCCAAAGUGGGAAGAAGGAUGGGUGAGACUGUGAAACAGCAUCUUGGAGGCAGUGGUUGGCACAGCUGCAGCAUAUGGAGGCUGAUGAGACUCAUCUGACACUUCCUGGUGAUAGCUAUUUUAAUUGCCACAACGUACCAAAGUCAAUUAAUCUUGCUUUGAAAAACCUGGAGUGCCAGGGGGAAGGGAGAGUUAUUUUAGGCCUCAGAUGGCAUAAAUGAGCAGGGCCUGAGGAGAACGUAAUAGGCCUGGAUGUGAUAAAGCUCUGUGUUGUUUCACUUCUGCAGCCAGCCACUCUGUAUCCCAGCACCCCAUUCCCCCUCCUCAUCUUCCUCGUCCUUCGUUGGGCCUGGCCCCAUCUGCAUUUGAGGGCUGAGGUACUAAAGCCAAGCUAAGCUGUUGAUGUGAGGUUUCUUAACCUGUGCCCGAGAGAUCAGUAGGGAUCCACUGCUGGGAGCUGGGAUCAUGGAUCCCCCCCAGCCCUCUCUGGGUCUGGGGUCAGUGUGACAAUGAGGAGCCAGGCCUCUGGUUUACACCCUUCUUCAGGUGGUGCUGAGCUGUCCCCCCUCUUCCUGCUGCCCUGGAGGGGUUUAUUCACCUGUGAGUAGCAGAGUCCAGUGUUCCUGGGUUGGUUUAGGGGCAGAGGAGGAUGAGCCCUAUCUGCUGCUCCCAAUAA